Pediculus humanus corporis (human body louse) is the source of this 10260-nucleotide messenger RNA. RefSeq lists its product as uncharacterized. Bases 1 to 10260 code for a protein of 3419 amino acids. The transcript has 3 exons. NCBI's taxonomy places the organism in Eukaryota, Metazoa, Arthropoda, Insecta, Psocodea, Pediculidae. The record is from RefSeq and is a predicted model, not a curated record.
AUGCAGAAAAUCUGCGCGGUAAUUCUAUUUAUUGCAAUAAUAGGACUUUGCGAAGGUCACCCGCAAAAAUGGAGUAGACCGAUUCCAAAUAGUCAAACGGAAAAUGUAAGAGAAAGGCGUCAGUUUCCAUUCGGAGACUGGAUUCCGUUAAAUAAACCGUGUCCAACGUGUCGACCUCUGGUCGAUCCUGUAGACGUCGGACAAAAGAGCGAAAACAUAGGACUCACACCACCUAAACCUCCAACGGUAACGAGGCAAAUACACGGAGAUGGAAAUUUUUUCCCACAGGAUGAUUCAGCCAUUUUAUCCGUGCCGCCGCCACCUCCGAGAUUACCAAUUACUCCGGGUCCGAAUGGAAAUUUUCAAUUUCAAAAUUUUGCCACUUUUACCAAUUCCAUACCGGGACCCACGCAACAAAUAUUUUCUCAAACUCCCCAAAUACAAUUUGUGUCUCAGCCAUUUUUAAAUAAUCAAAAUCUUCUAGUCAAUUCGCAUCAUCAACAAGUUCUUCCCGUUUUAAAAAAUGCUGUGUUUAGUCAAAGCAGUCAAGGAGGACAAGGUUUUGAAAAGAAUCCCCGAGUUGAAACGAACAAUUUCGGACAACAAAAAUUUUCGGAAAAUGUCAUUCUCGAUCAAAACAACAGACCCAUUGGACCGAAUCCUCCUAUUUUUCAAAGCAAACCCAGUCCGUUUGUAAAGCCUCAAGCAUUUUUAACAACCGGUGCACAACCUCCCCUUGUUCAAGGUCAAACAGUCGUGCAACAACAAGGACUGCUACAUCAAACUCUCGUACAACAACCAAGAGUACCACAGACUAAUCAUUUUAGAGAUUCUAUUUUGACUCCGCCGCCAGUUGCUAAUUUUACUGCUCAAAAUACCGUUGUACCGGGACGUGAAAAAGAAGAAAUACAAUUACUAUACGUUCCUGUUGAAACGUUAAGGCAAAGAGGAAAUUUUCAACAGCAAUUUAUUUCCCAACAACAGCAAAAACAGCAAGUGUCAAACAUUCCGUUUCAGGCAAGACCCAACAUUGCAUCUCGACCAAGUAGUACGUUAAAUCAAGGCAUCACGACCUAUCAUCCUACGGAACCUACCACCACUACAAGUCAUCAGCCGAAAGGACAUUUCGUCACUCAAAAUCAAGGUCAAACCGUCAAGCUCUCUUCCUCUCAUCCAUUCACUACGGCACCAACUCCAGCAACAGUAUUUUUCCAACACGUUCCCACUCAAUCGACUCCAAACGCAUUUGCUUCCGCUACUCCUGUUCCCCCUGCCACAUCUACAUUUCCAACACCCUCUCCUGUUGCGCAAAAGUUCACAGCUUCCGUUCCAGAAACAACGUUGCCUCAUUUGUCAACCGUUCAAAAUACGAUUCCGUACACGUAUUCCGAAAUUCAAUUCGGUACGACACCUAAAACCUUUAUCACGGAAGAAGGCCUUCGCGAAGAAAUAAUAAAUGGAAAACCACAAUUCGAUGAAUACGAAAAUCAAAAAUUUCAAACAAAUUUAAAACUUCAACAGCAACAGCAACGUCAACAACCUCAAUCAUUUAUUAUUCAAAAACAAGAAAAUGACAAUCAAUUUAAUAGAAAUAAACUGUUUUAUCAACAACAAAAUCAAGAAAUUCAAUCAAACAGAAACGUGAAUUUGCAAAAUCAACAAGAACUUUUAUUACAAAAACAACGAGAUCAACAAAAAUACCUUCAACAGCAAAAAGAACAAGAAUUACGGGAACAAUAUGCUUUAAAAAAGGAAAUCGAAGAACAAGAAAAACUCAAUCAACAACGUCAAAGAGAAUUAGAAGAAAAAAAAUUACAAAGGCAAAGAGAACUUGAAGAACAAAGAUUAUUACAGGAAAAGAAACAAAAAGAAUUAGAAGAACAAAGGCUUUUACAAUUGCAGCAAGAGAAAGAAGCCGAACAAGAAAGGUUAUUGCAGGAACAACAGCAACGGGAAUUGGAAGAGCAACGCAGAUUGCAAAGAUUAAAAGAAGUUGAAGAAAAACGUCUUCUGCUACAAAGACAACGUGAUCAAGAAGAAAAACGUUUACUUCGUUAUCAGCAGCAGCAACAAAAAGAAAGGGAAGAGCUACGUUUAUUACAGCAAAAACAACAAAAAGAAGCAGAAGAACAACGUUUACUACAGCAACAAAAACUCGAAGAAAAAAGAUUGUUGCAAUUACAAAAACAAGCAGAAUUAGACGAACAAAACAACCGCCUUUUACAAGAACAAAAGGCCGAAAGAGAAAAAAAUGAAAAUUAUAAAAUACAACAGCAAUUAUAUCAGAUACAACAACAGCAAAAUUUUCAAUCUACUAAACAAAGUAUACCGCAAACGACUGUAAAACCAGAGACGCAUUUCAUUCGAGAACCAGAUAAUGCCAAUUUAAUAUCCCAAUUGGAAAAAGAGACCAGCGAUGAAACUUCAGAAUUAAUUCCUCACCAACCUCCUCUUUCUGUUUUUUACAAAAUCUCUGGCAAAGGCGAACCUCGCAUUGUCGACGUCCUCAAAGAACUAAGAAAUUCAAAAACUAUAACCGUUUUGGAUCAAUAUUUUGAUGAAAUGCCAAAAGUUUUUGUUGGUCCGGCUGGCUUAACCUCUCCAUCAGGUUACAAUAAAUUUGAAUUACCGUACCUUUCAAAUAUCGAAUCCGAAGCGAACAAUAAAAAAUUAGACAAAUUGCCCUUCUUUGUAGCUCCCUUAAAUUUCGUUCCUCCACUCGGAUAUUCUAAAAUACCUUUCCCUUCGCCUCAUGUCGGAUCCGUUGUUGUAUCCAGCGAAUCUAAUCCUGCCAUGAAGGGUAAUUUACCGGAAAAUAGUGCUACCGUUUUGUCUGAAGACGAUUCGGAACCUACAAGUUUUCCAGCUGUUGGACCGGAACUUCCAGGUCUUAUUAACAGUCUUGAAACGGAAACAACAACCGCCAAACCGACUACUCCUUCUCUUCCUCAAACAACCGCACAAUUAAGUAAUAGAAGACCAGGCAGCAGUUUGUAUCGGCCGAGGAAACCCAUUUCAAGAACCAGAGUAGUUUCUACAACGACAACUACUAGCACUACAACAACAAGCAAGCCAAGCAGUUAUCAAGGUCAAAAAACAAACGAUAAUUCUGGUGAAACGAAUGUGAGAAAACCUUACAACCGAUUUAAUCUCAAAAGAAGAAGACCGCAAAGUAAAUCGACAACAGAAAGCUCAGUUAAAUCUCAAACCGAAAGCAAAACAUUUGAAAAUAGACAAGAUGCUGCGCAAAGUAUUCAGCAGAAAACUCUAAAAUCACCUUCUACGAAAUACGGUAAUUUUCUAGCGGGAAAACGACAAUUCGUUAAUCAAAAUAUUGACAGAACGUCUGAAAUUCAAAAUGGCUACGAACUUCCUUCUUCUCCCAAUGAAUACAAAACGCAAAUUUCUGGAAAUUUAGGAGGAUUUAAAGAGCAAACUUUUAAAAACAAUAACGAGCAAAAUAAUUUUCAACUUUACGAAGACGGACCCUUUCCAACCGGUUCAGCUAAAAGUAUAACCCACGAAUUGUACAAACCGGAAAAUUAUAAAUUUAAAAAAAAUCAAGAUUUUCCCGAAAACAAAGACACGUUAAGUGUCACCUUACAACCUGAUACAACUUUAUCACCGGAAAAAUUCUUCGACGAAUCAAAUCAACCAAAAAUAUUUGAAAAAUCUAGUUUUUACUCUACAGUGGAACCUAAAAAAGUGUCGCAAGAAAAAUUUGAUGAUGUCAACGGUAUUCGCACAACGCCUUUAACUAAUAAUAAUGAUGGCAAUAAAUUCAGUGCUCCGACGGUUACUCCAAAAUAUUAUGAAAGCCCUCAAAAUACAAAAACUGACAGCUUUCAAGAAGCUAGUAAUGAGGAAAUUUCAGAAGAGGAACAGCAAACUACUGAACAAGUAAAUUUUGAAGAUACUUACACUGCAGCUUUUGCUGAAAUUUCUAAACAUCAUCAUAUUCCUCGACCUCUUAGUUCGACUCGAAAACAUGAAACUAAAACCUCUGAAAUUCACCCGACUCUGGAACUUUCAUUAGACCUCGAAGCUCCUUCCACAGAAGACGUACCUAAAACUUCUCAAGAAUUUUCAAAGGAAACAAACUCAUUAAGUCAAACUAAUAAAUUUUUAUCUCAACCGACACCGACUCAACCGUCAACAAAUGAAUUUUCUUUUCGACAAGAUUUAUCAAAGACAUCAAAUUUCAAGAGUUUUGCCAAUCACGGUGUAGUUCCUACACAAGAAUUAAACAGCCAAAAAUUUGGCUCAUCUUCUUUUAGCACAGUACUUCCUACCACUCAAGGUUUUUCGAAUAGUCAGCAUCGCAGCUCCACGGUUUAUGAAACCUUGAGGAAUCAAAAAGUUGGUCCAACUGUACCUGGAGUGAUUAAUGCUAAAGAUGUAAAUUCAGCAUCGUUUAAUGUUGAUAAGAAAUCGAAUCCUUCUUCCGUAAGUCCUUUAAGCAACCAAGAACUCACUUCGGUUAAUUUUGAAACUGAAAAUGAAGAAAUUGGUUCGACUUUUUCGGGAGUGAACAACAAUCGUAAAUCUCCUAAUUCAAAUUUUUUCAAUCUAAAUAAUCAAAAACGUGUUAAUCCAACAGUUCAAAGUUCAUUCAAUUACGAAAGAGUUAAUCCAACUUAUUACAAUACUUUUAACAAUGAAGAAGUAAAUCCAACCUUAUAUAGUGGAUUCAGCAGUGAAAGAGGUAAUUCAGAAGUACACAGUACUAUCAGUAGUGAAGGAGUUAAUCCAACAGUAUACAGCACUAUCAGCAGUGGAAAAGUUAAUCCAACAGUGCACAGCACAUUUAGCAGUGAAAAAGUUAAUCCAACCGUACAUAGUACUAUCAGUAGUGAAGGAGUUAAUCCAACGGUACACAGUACUAUAAGUAGUGAAGGAGCUAUUCCUACAGUACAAAGUACAUAUAGCAAUGAAAGAGUUAAUCCAACACUCUAUAGUACACUCAGCAGCGAAGAAGUCAACCCAACAGUGCACAGCACUUUUAGCAGUGAAAAGGUUAAUCCAACAGUUUUUAGUACUUUUAACAAGAAAAAAGUUAAUUCAACAGUCUACACUACUUCUAAAAAUGAAGAAAUUAAUCCGACAGUCUACACUACUUCAGAAACUGAAGAAAUUAAUCCAACAAUUUACACUACUUCUAAAAAGGAAAAAAUUAAUCCAACAAUCUAUACUGCUUCUAAAAAUGAAGAAAUUAAUCCAACAGUUUACAACACAUUUGACAAUGAAGAAAUUGAUCCAACAGUACUCAGCACAAUUACCAGUGAAAAAGUUAAUCCGACAAAGCAGAUUAAUUUAAAAAACGAAAGAGUUAAAUCAACGACACGCAAUACAUUUAAAAGCGAAAGAGUCAAUUCAUUAUCUUAUGACGAAUCAAACGAUAAAACAAUUUCUUCGACUGCAUCCGGAGCGACUGAAGGACAAACAAACAAUUUUGGCAAUUUCGGUACUGUAAACGGUCAUGGGGUAAACCCAACGUAUUUUACUGUUCCAGACAAUCAAGAAUUUAGCUCAGUUGCUUAUGAGGAAAUAAAUACAAAAGUAAAUCCAACUCUUGCAGUAACCAUUAAUCAAGGCACCAGUUCUUCAAAUUAUGAAAAUAAAAAUCUAAAAGUCAAUCCGACUUCUCCUGGUACAAUACAGGCUUUUGGAACAGUAAGCAAUGAAAAUAUAAAACCGACGGUUCCUGGCGAACACAGAAACCAUGAAAUAAGUUCUACACUUUUCGACGAAAACAACCAACAAAUUAAUUCCAGACUUCCCGAAAAUUACAAUGAUUACAAAACUGAUCCUACAAGUUACAAAAAAGAGAGUGAAGAAGAAAACGGAAGCGUCACAUUUGGAGUUCGCAAACAAUAUGAAACAAUUAAUCCCACUGUGUCUGGACCCAUAAGUACUGCAAAAACUGCUACGUCAACUUCUGAUAACAUUAACAACGAAUACGAAACCGAAAAUUUUGUCAGUACCAAGACUACGUUAAAAUCAAUAUCGGAAAUACAACCGGAAGUAGAACUGGCUGAUACUGAAGAUUUUCAUACCAAACCGGCAUCUAAAGUCAAUUUUCAAACUUACAAAUUUCCUUCGAGAUCGAGAGGGCAAUAUACACCGAAUUUUGAAAGAGAUGUAAGCUCUAAUACUAAAGAAAAGGAGACGACAUUUGCAACAAAUCCUUCUUCUAAGGAAGUUACGGAACAAGGCAUCACAAAUAGUUUUAAACCAGUUAAAACUGAUGACCUACCAACUGAAGAUAACAAUCAAGGUAACGACGAAACUCAAAGCUACGUUACCAGACCCAAACUUCCCGCUACUUCAGGACUUAGAGGACGAGCAAGAAUAAGAAACAAGUCAAAGAACUCAUUCAGUUAUAAAGAUUCUCGAACAUCAACAAUCUCACCUUCAAUAAGACUAUCAUCAGAAAGCCAGAACAAUGAAGACACAAAUCAGGAAUACACAACUAAGAGUACCAAACUUCCUGGUAAUCAACGAGUUAAGUUGCCAAAAUACAAUAAUUUUAGAUCGGGGAAAAAACCAAUCAGGCCAACUACUGAAGCAACAAUCGAAGGCGAACAAAAAUUAAACGUGUACACCGUAAGACCACACAAGAGACUUUUAAAUCCAUCAACGGUGUCAACCAAAAGAAUUCGAAGACCCACAUCUCCAGCUCCUAUCGUAGAAACAUCCACGGAAACUCUCGUCACUUAUAAACCGGAAACAUAUUCAGAAUCUUACGAACCAGCAUUUCCAGCUUCCGGUGUGAGCAAUGAUGUUUAUUAUGAAAAUACCAGGAUUUCUUCGUUGAACCGAAAACUUAAAAAACCUUACGAUACUUCUGAACAAAAGAAUGAUGCCAUCCUUACUGUUGUACCCACAUCUUAUCCUUCCACUGCUCCUAGUUACCCAACAUACGUAGAUCCCCUUUCAUUUGUACCAACAGAAGAAAAAAAUGAUGAAAGUUUUAAAAAUUCAAAAGAGCAAAACGAUGAAGAUUCUAAAACUUCGGAAGAAGAAAAUGGUAGCGGUUCUAAAAUUUUGGAAAAUGUACCAUCCGAAUCCUUUCAAUCGUCAGAAAUUUCAAAACCGUCAGAGCAAAUAGAAUAUGAUUCUCAAAGUUAUUCUAACGGAGGUUCAAAUUCCGAAAUUGAAUUACCAAGUAAUCAAGAUCUAUAUUUAACCACGGUUCGUUCGGUUAGUUCUUUAAAACCAAUCGAUUCAGAAGAACUUAAAAAAUUUCACGAUGGCAAAAAAGCAUUCGAUCCAGACUUAGAGAAAAAGAAUGGAAGACGAAGAGUUCGGGUCAGAGUGCACAAAAGGCCUCAUGAAAAUUUCGAAACCGCUGAAUCACAAAAUUUGAGAACCGUGGCAAAUAUUUUGAUACCUCCAACAUCAACGUACAAACCAUUCGAUAUAAACAAUUAUCAAAGUGCCAAAAAUUCAGAAUAUUCAAUUGGAGAAAAUAAAUUUGGAGUCCGAAGCCGAGAAUAUUUUCAAAAACAUUUAAAUAUAUCUGUUCCGAUUCCAAACCCUCCGACUGAAAUAAAAAGCGAAACCAAUCAGGAAGUAGUAAGCAAAUACUUGCGUACGGAUAAUGAACAAUUUUACGGAGGUUCUUUGGAAAAUCAAGAAACCGACACGAUAUUAGAUGACGUUCCAAAAAUUUACUAUAGGAAUGGUCAAGAAAUUUUUAUACCGGAUCUGAAUGAUAAACCUGCGGGUGAAACAUCUAACGGUAAAAGGCAAAGAACCAAAUUUAGAGGCUACAUACGAAAACUCGUGAAAAAGCCUAUUACCCGUAAAGAAGAAGAGGAAAAACCCGUGAGCAUUCCACAAUCUUUCGAACCCGUAAUAAAAGAAACAAGAGAAGAAAAUUUGGAAACAUAUUCUUCGCCGAAAACUACAGUUAUUAAAAAUUUUGAUCAUGGUAAAAGAUUCAAUACCACAAGGCAAAAACCAUCAUUAGUCAGAUAUACAAAGAAAAAUAAAAUAAAAGCACAAACUGAAGACGCUUUAGAAACAGAAAUAUUAAAAACCGAACAACCGGAAUUUCACGAAACUACACCUGCGGAGAUACAAAAACCUGAACCUGUAAAAGAUACCCCUCUAUCGGAAGUUCAAUUUACUCAGCUCACGGUAGUGGAUCACACAAAAGAAAGUGAAGUUCCUAAAACUGUGCCAUUCGUUGAAGUCACAACAGAACAACCUACAGUACAGCCGGAAGAAAAAUCUGAAACUUUUCAAACGAAAACCGUUUUCGCAACAACCGAUACGCUGGAAACUCACAGUACCGAAUCACUAAUUCAACUUCCUGAAUCGAACACUGAAAUAUUCGAAUCAAAUACUGAGAUACCACAAACGACGAAAGCAGCCGAAGGUGAAUAUUUAACUAAAUCAAUAUUUGCCACCUUAGAACAAGCCAUAACAAAAUUAUAUCCAGUGCCUUCGGAAGCACCCAAAGAAUUAAUUGAAGAACAUUCUAGCGAACCAUUGGAAGUUAGCUCUGUGAAAACAUCAGACGAAAAGUUUCCUUACAGGCCAAAAUCUUAUCAGGGAAUAAGACCGUUAUUCCAAAGAGCUCAAAAUUCUGGUUACGUUCGAACAAAAGAAUCAAUUUCUGGUAAUGGUCAAUCUUUUUCGGAACAGCAAGAAAAAAGAAGUAGAUUAAAUAGGUAUAAGUUCGGAAGGUACAAUUCAUCGGAUUCGAAUGCAAAAGAAAACAGUGAAGAUGAUAAAUCUUACAGCGGAACCAGAAGUAGUUCAAUAAGUAAAAGCAAAACUAAUAAUUUAGAUUACAGAAAGUAUUCCAGAAAUAAAAACAGAGAAGGAGGCUUUACUCAGUUUUUUAGAAACCGAUAUUCUACGUCACAAAAAACAGAAAGUCAAUCAACUGAAGGUGAAAAAACUCAGUCUGUAGAUUAUCAAACUUUAACUGCUUCAACUGAAAAAUUAACUACAAAUGAAAUUAAAUAUGAAUCUACGACGGAAAUUCUUGAAACAUCUACAGAAAAAGAAUUGAAAACAACUCAAAAAUUUGAAACUGAUACUACUAAAUUAGAAACCAGUGAAACUGAAACAGGAACAGAAUUUGAAACGGAUACUACCAAAUUAGAUACAACUGAAACAGGAACAACAGAUUUUAAAACAGGCACCACUAAAUUAGGUACAACUGAAACAGGAACAGAUCUUAAAACAGGCACCACUAAAUUGGAAACCACUGAAACAGGAACAACAGAAUUUAAAACUGGUACCACUAAAUUAGAUACAACUGAAAUAGGAACAGAAUUUAAAACUGAUACCACUAAAUUAGAAACAACAAAAUCUGAAACAGGAGCAGAUUUUGAAACUGCUACUACUAAAUUAGAAACAGCCAAAACUGAAACAGGAACAGGUUUUGAAACAGACACUACUAAGUUAGAAACAACAAAAUCUGAAACAGGAGCAGACUUUGAAACAGCUACUACCAAACUGGAAACAUCCAAAACUGAAACAGGAACAGAAUUUGAAACUACAAAAGAUUUAGAAUGGUCAACAGAAUUAGAAAAUAACGAAGAGUAUUUGACAACAAGUUCACCAUCAACUAACAAUGAUGUUACUAAAGCAAUUAGUAUUUUGACAACACUUUUUGACACGACAUUCCCAGAAAAAACCUCACAAUCUGAAACAGAAACAAGUACAGCAAUCACACCAGAAUCAACAGAAACAUACAAUUUAGAAACUCAACCAGAUUUAUUUAGAUUUGCUAAAGGCAGUUUUAGAUUCGAUGAAACCGAAAAAUUCACUGGCACCAAAAACAAAGAUCAUGUACGAAACAUCACUGCUGAAAUCAUUGAAAACACAUCAAGCUUUUCCGCACCGGGAGCUGAAAAACAAAGCGACCUUUUCGUUUCACCAAUUGUUAGUAAUGAAAAUUAUAAAUUAUCAACGGAACCAAGUGUAGAAAAAACCGACAACAACGAUGAUGAAACAGAUAAGACUGAAAAUAAAACGUUUGAACUUACCUCAGACGAAUCGACGACAACGAAUCUCGAAACAACGGAUGAUUCAUCUAAUGCCACGAAACCCGUCAGCCAAUCAAAAACUUCGAAACAAGUCAAAACAUCAACUACGACAAAAAUCUCUCACGAAACAGAAAUUUGUUACCGAGGGAGAUGCAUAAGAACGAAAUCAGAGAAUCCAGACGAAGAAUUAAAAAAACUAUAUGAACAUAUUUUGUUUUUUAUUAUUCGUUUCGAAUUGAGAAAUGAUUAA